GAGAGGAGAGGAGGGAGAGAGGAGAGAGAGGAGAGACCCUUCACGCCGCCUUCUCCAUCCAAAAAAAGCCGAGACCCCCCCCCACCCCAUCCUCACCCACACCCACACCCACACACACACACACACACCCCCACCGCGAGUUGCUCCACCGCACAGUGCUCCCACACCCCUCCCGGUCAGUGGCAGCGCAGCUACAAAGGCAACGACAAAGAGUCCCGAAAAUGAGAGAGAUCGUCCACAUCCAAGCGGGUCAGUGCGGCAACCAGAUCGGUGCCAAGUUUUGGGAGGUGAUCAGCGACGAACAUGGAAUCGACCCCAGCGGGAAUUAUGUGGGUGACUCAGAACUGCAGUUGGAGAGAAUUAGCGUCUAUUACAAUGAAGCAUCUUCUCUCAAGUACGUGCCUCGAGCCAUCCUUGUGGACCUGGAACCAGGCACAAUGGACAGUGUUCGUUCAGGACCCUUUGGACAUCUCUUUAGACCAGACAAUUUUAUUUUUGGUAUGUAG
Messenger RNA from Callorhinchus milii (elephant shark), 506 nucleotides. RefSeq names its product tubulin beta-4 chain. The coding region runs from base 222 to 506 and encodes 94 amino acids. Gene Ontology annotation, cellular component: cytoplasm; microtubule. The record is from RefSeq and is a predicted model, not a curated record. Gene Ontology annotation, biological process: mitotic cell cycle; microtubule cytoskeleton organization; axon guidance. NCBI's taxonomy places the organism in Eukaryota, Metazoa, Chordata, Chondrichthyes, Chimaeriformes, Callorhinchidae. The transcript has 3 exons. Gene Ontology annotation, molecular function: structural constituent of cytoskeleton; GTP binding; GTPase activity.